CUGUCCUGCUUGAGAUAUAUUGUUGUACUGAGGAUUAAUUUCAGGUGCAUCAGUUGCUGAAGGAAGGGCGUUUGGAGUUUAUCAUUGGAGGCCAAGUCAUGCAUGAUGAAGCAGUAACAGAACUCAGUUCUCAGAUCUUGCAACUCACAGAAGGGCAUGGUUUCCUGUAUGAAACAUUUGGAAAAAGGCCACAGUUUUCCUGGCAGGUUGAUCCCUUUGGUGCCUCGGCCACCACUCCCACAGUGUUUGCUUUGGCCGGUUUUAAUGCUCAUCUUAUCUCCCGCAUUGACUAUGAUGAAAAGGACAUGAUGCAGAAAAAUAAGAAACUCCAGUUUGUGUGGCAAGGUUCUCCAUCCUUGGCAGAGCAGCAGGAGAUCUUCACUCACACUAUGGACCAAUACAGCUAUUGUGUUCCUGCUUCCCUGCCAUUCUCCAACAGAUCUGGGUUUUUUUGGAAUGGAAUUGCUGUUUUUCCUGACCCACCGAAGAAUGGAAUUUAUCCUAAUAUGAGUCUCCCAGUGACCAGUCAAACAAUUCGAGCCUAUGCUGAGACUAUGGUAGCGAACAUUAAGCAGAGAGCAGCUUGGUUCAAAUCCAAUCAUGUUCUGUGGCCGUGGGGCUGUGACAAGCAGUUUUUUAAUGCCUCCAUGCAAUUUGAGAAUAUGGAUCCAUUAAUGGAUUAUGUCAACCAACAUAGACGUGAAUUUGGAGUUACAGUACAGUAUGCAACAUUGAGUGAAUAUUUUCAGGCGGUUCACAAUGCAAACCUGACUUGGGACACCCGAAAGAGUCGUGACUUUCUUCCUUACUCAUCUGAACCAUUUCAGGCCUGGUCUGGAUUUUAUGCCUCUCGGAACAUACUUAAAGGAAUGGCCCGGGGAGCAAAUUCUUUCCUUUAUGCUUGCGAAUCGCUUUUCACUUUGUAUCUCUUGAGAUACCCAUUGGGAUCUAUUGAUAAAUUAUGGGCUCUUGAGAAAAUUCAGCAACUGAGGUGGGCAGUAUCAGAGGUUCAACAUCAUGAUGGUGUAACUGGGACAGAAUCACCCAAAGUGAGAGAUAUGUACAUGGACCACCUAUUGCGUGGGAUGAGUGCUGUGAAACUAUUAAUGGCCGCCAUAUUGCAAGAAGCACUUAAUGGUGGAAAGAAUAAACUUGAUGAUCCACUUCCUUACAGUCAAGACACCAGAAAUAGAGAGGAUGACUCUUUACAGAUCACAGUUUACAAUCCCCUUGGAUGGAACAUCACGACGGUUAUUAACGUCACUGUUGCUUAUUCAAUGGUCAACGUGUAUGACGGCUUGGGAAACGCUGUACCAUCGCAGAUUCAAAAGUCUGCGGGUUCAAACAGCACUUUUGACCUAUUCGUUCUUGUAAGGCUGGAUGCACUCGGCUAUCAUAGGUACAUAGUAAAAACAAAAAAUUCAACCUGCACCAAGGGACGAGAUGGCCAGUGUUCAGAAGGACAAACCUCAUACAGAGGGAGAGUGAUUGCAUUCAACAGAAAACUGGUACGCAAGUUGAGAAACCAAGGCGGUCGACUACUCCAAUUGAUGAAUGAGUGCUAUUUCUUGACGUUCGAUGAGGAUACAAACUUGCUGCACAGCAUCACUGACAGAUCCUCCCAGAAGACUAUCAAGAUACAGCAGGAAUUCUUGGAGUACCGUGCUAACGGAGACAUCAAAAAGGGCCCAAUCUCCGAUAAUUACGUAUUCACAGCAAAUGGACCAGCAGUGUCUGUGUCGAAGUCUAUUGGAAUGGAACUAGUUAAAGGAAAUCUUGUCACUGAAAUUAGGCAGUACUUCUACAGCAAUAAUUCUGCCGUGGCAAAUAAUUACGAAUAUGCAAUAUUCACAAGGAUGUAUAACGUUCCAAAAGGUUAUGAUGGAUCACUGUUGUGCCGAAGAGUUGAGCAGGAGUAUAUGGUUGGGCCAUUAGAUUUGAACAGGGAAGCGAUUUUAAGGAUGACUACAGAUCUGAAAACAGAUAGGACCAUUUUCACUGACAGUAAUGGUUACCAGAUGAUGAAGAGACAGUAUAAGAACUACUCCUACAAUACGCUGGCCAGAAACUACUACCCUCUGGUAAGGACUGCUUACAUUGAAGAAAAUGGCACAAGGCUCAUCAUAUUAUCUGACAGAGCACAUGGUAUUUCCAGUCAAGCUGAUGGGCAGAUAGAGAUGAUGCUUCAUCGACGAUUAUGGAACAACAAGGAAUGGAAUCUGGCCUACAACUUGACACUGAAUGACACCUCCGUUGUACGUCCACUUUUCUGGCUGAUGUUUGGUUCAAUAUCCACAACUUCAUCCUUGUAUCAGAGUGGGAUGGCACUUGAGUUCAGGCCAGUCGUUGCGUUUGGGCCUACCUCAGGAAAUGUGGCGCUUGUCCAAUCAAACAAAAUGCACGGUGAGACUGCAGCAAAUUCUUUCUCUCUCCCAUCGAACCUUCAUCUUCUCACACUCUCGGUGCCUGGGUGGCAAUACAAUUCAAACCACACGAAACACCUAGAAGAUAUUACUCGAGUUCAAGGUAAACAGUCUCAGCCAAAUUUCCGUCGGGUUCUGCUGAGAAUUCUGCAUUUAUAUGAGGUGGGAGAAGAUCCGGUGCUAUCCCAACCAGUGAGAGUCAACCUGAAGGAUUUAUUAAAGCCAUUAGGAACAGUGGCAUCUGUUGAAGAGCGGUCAUUGACGGGAAUCUGGAAUAUUAACGCUCUCCAACGUUGGAAAUGGAGAACAUCACAGCAACAUGACAUGGAGUUUAACAAAGCUACAGGAAGACUGAAUGAAGAAUUCAGAGUCACCAUUCAUCCCAAGGAACUGAGAACAUUCUUUGUGUAUUUUAAACAAUAAUGUCAUAAGUGAUAGGAGAAGAAGGGCCAUUCGGCCC
This is a messenger RNA of Leucoraja erinaceus (little skate), 2883 nucleotides long. RefSeq names its product mannosidase, alpha, class 2B, member 2 (gene man2b2). Gene Ontology annotation, biological process: mannose metabolic process. Lineage: Eukaryota; Metazoa; Chordata; Chondrichthyes; Rajiformes; Rajidae. The record is from RefSeq and is a predicted model, not a curated record. The transcript is spliced from 17 exons. Gene Ontology annotation, molecular function: alpha-mannosidase activity; carbohydrate binding. Gene Ontology annotation, cellular component: lysosome. The coding region runs from base 99 to 2846 and encodes 915 amino acids.